Messenger RNA from Limulus polyphemus (Atlantic horseshoe crab), 3649 nucleotides. RefSeq names its product serine/threonine-protein kinase ULK3-like. Bases 43 to 1371 code for a protein of 442 amino acids. Lineage: Eukaryota; Metazoa; Arthropoda; Merostomata; Xiphosura; Limulidae. The record is from RefSeq and is a predicted model, not a curated record. Gene Ontology annotation, molecular function: protein serine/threonine kinase activity; ATP binding. The transcript has 15 exons. Gene Ontology annotation, biological process: protein autophosphorylation; autophagosome organization; peptidyl-serine phosphorylation. Gene Ontology annotation, cellular component: autophagosome; cytoplasm.
CCAGUUGUAAGAAAUGAACAAACAUUGGCCAUUAGAAGACACAUGACUUGGCUGAGUUCAGAUAGGGAAGUGGUUGCUGUCAAGUGCGUGGAGAAGAACUCGCUCACAAAGCCAGCAGUGGAAAACCUUUUGACUGAAAUAGAAAUUCUUAAAAAAGUUAAACAUGAAUAUAUUGUUGAGCUCAGAGAUUUCCAAUGGGAUAGCCACUUUAUUUACCUCAUCAUGGAAUAUUGCAGUGGUGGUGAUCUGUCACUUUUUAUUAAACGGCGACGAAGACUUCCUGAAAUCACUGUUAGAAGGUUUCUGCAACAGAUAGCAAAAGCAUUACAAGUUUUACGAUCUCAUAACAUAGCACAUAUGGAUCUGAAACCACAGAAUAUCCUUGUGUCUUCUGUUUGUAAUCCAAAGUUAAAACUUGCAGACUUUGGCUUUGCUCAAUACCUUCAACCAGAAACAGAGGGUACCUCUCUUCGAGGCUCACCUCUAUACAUGGCUCCAGAGAUUUUAUUGAAUCGGCGUUAUGAUGCCAGAGUUGACCUUUGGUCAGUUGGUAUAAUUUUAUAUGAAUGUUUAUUUGGACAAGCUCCAUUUUCAUCUGGUUCAUUUGCAGAACUAGCAGAAAAAAUCAAAAGUACUAAGCCAAUACAGAUUCCAUAUGGUGUGGAAAUUUCAGAUACCUGUAGACAUUUGGUGCUCCAAUUGCUUCAAAGAGAUCCUGACAAACGUAUCACAUUUGAAGAAUUUUUUGAUCACCCUUUCUUGGAUCUUCAGCAUAUGCCCUGUCUUGAAUCUUAUAAAAGAGGAGUAGAACUUGUACAACAAGCUGUAUUGAAGGACACAAGUGGUCACUACACGGAGGCGGUAAGGUUGUAUUGUGAAGGCCUACAAUAUCUUGUUCCUGUCCUUCAUGCUGAGGAAGAUUUAAAAAAGAAAGAGGUGUUGAGGCUGAAGUUAAAAGAAUAUAUGGAAAGAGCUGAGAUCUUGAAAGACAUCAUCCAACCUAGCCGAGGGUUGGGUUUCCCUGUAAAUAUGGCAGCAGAUCUUGAAAAACUGUCAAUCAAAGAUUCAAUACUUGACCAAGCUCUAGCCACAGUUAUGGAAGCUGAAAAUUUGGUUGAAGCUGAGAAGUAUGAGGAGGCAAUGGAAAGGUUUCAAAAUGCUUUAGAACUUAUGGUAUCUCUUGUCAAGGCUGAACCACCUGGUCCAAGAAAAGAAUUACUAUAUAAUGAGGUAGACAAAUGGAUGAGAAAAGCUGAAAACAUUAAAUCUUGUAUUUUGGUCUCAAAACUGAAACAAGAAGAGUUAGUAAGAGCUAAAGGUGGCAGUCUAAGUGAAAUGACAGACAGUAUUCGAUCUUGCAGUGUAAUGUGAUAGCCUGAGAAAUAUAUAGACUGAAAUGACCGUCAUUCAAAUACAUAUGAAAUGGUGAUAAACAACCAACAGUAUGCUAACACAGUAUCAUCUGGCCUGCAGAUAAUGGUCCAAGUUAUGAAUUACUCUUAAACGUCUGGCCUGCAGAUGUUGGUAUAACUUAUGAAUUACUGUUUAUACCAGUGCAAAUUAUGAAACUGUUAAACAUUUGGCCUACAGAUGUGUAACUAUGAAUUACUGUUAACGUAUACCAGUGCAACUUAGGAAACAGUUAAACAUCUGGCAGGCAGGCAUUGGUGUAACUUAUGAAUUACUGUUAUCAAGUACUGUUGUAACAACUAAACUGGUAAACAUUUGGCCUACAGAUGUGUAACUAUGAAUUACUGUUAACGUAUACCAGUGCAACUUAGGAAACAGUUAAACAUCUGGCAGGAAGGCAUUGGUGUAACUUAUGAAUUACUGUCAGCAAGUACCGUUGUAACAACUAAACUGUUAAACAUUUGGCGGAUAGAUGUGGUUCAUGAAACAUACGUUAAACAUAAUAACAUAAGUGUUCAAUUUGUGAAUUAGUGUAAAAGAUCUGGCAUGAAAGUGCAACUUAAAAGCUGUUUUAUCCAAAGUUAAAGAUAACCCUUUAAAUUUCUACUUUCAUUGCCAUCUGAAUAUCACAUUGUGGCACCAGUCUCUGAAAUUGAUAAACUUAAAUUUUUACUGAAGAGAAACCAUAUGUAUAAUUAAUUUAUGUGCAGUUUCUAGUCGUAUAGAUAAAAAAAUAUAUAUAUAAAGAGUAUUUAAUCAAUAUAAAUAAAUCAAACAAUUUACUGAGAAAUAUUUCAAUCUCUUUGUGAGCUUGAUGUAUUGUAACAUUGACAUGGUAUAAUUGUAUUUUACAGAAACUGUAACAAUAUAGAUUGACAUAUAUGUGAUUUUAAAAACAAUAAAGUCAGUUAAUUUAUGUUUUAUUGUGAAGUAAGAAAAGUAUAGUUAUUAUAUUUGUGUUUGUUAUUCUCCCAUCCACCCUCCUGUGGAUCAGCAGUAAGUCUGGGGGCUUAUAAGGCUAAAACUUGGAUUUUGAUACUUACUGUGGACAGAGUACAGGCUGCCCAUUAACAACAAACAAAGUUUGUUUUCGAGAAGUAUGAAUCUCCUAGUUUGUUUGAUAUAAUUUAGUUCAACUUUAAUACACACUUUCACCUUAGUUUAGAAGCUUGUUUAUGAGGUAUGAUUUCCAAUCAAGUAAUUUCAGAAUAGUGUUUGAGGGGAGAUUAUCAGGACCAAGUGACAAGAUGUGAAGUCACUUUAACACAGGUCAUUAAGAACUCGUUAGCUAUUAUAGUCCUACAUCAACAAUCCUGGCUAACACACUUUUAAUAGUUUUAUCUAAAAUAUAUAUAUACGCACACAUGACAACAGAACUACUUAGAAUUAGUUCCUGUAAUCUUUGGCACACUUUCAAAAUUGUAGUUUCAACUAGAAUAAGGUAUCAAACUAACUACAGAAGUUUUAAUGGUGGCAUACUCUCCUGUGAAGGUAGAUUAUUUCUGUAGAAAUGAAUAUUGGGAGAUUACUAAGCUAAUGUCUUAACGUUGUAAGUUUAACUUUUCACUUUAUAGGUUGUUAGUUUUGUCAAGAGUAUCUACCAGUGCAAAACACUUGCACAUAACUUGUAUUUUGGAUCUAAAUGGUAGUUAAUAAUGAUUUUGUUUAAAUAGAACAAAAUAAAAGAUCUGUUAUUAAUCUUAUAUUUUUAUAAAUAAACAGUGAACUUUCAGUUUGACUUGUGUGUUUAAAAAAUUUUACAGUUUGACUUAUGUAUUUUAAAGUUUAUACUUUGACUAAUGUAUAACAUUUCACAAUCUAACUUAUGUGUAUCCCUAAGUUAAUAUAAAAUUUGAUGCUGUGGACCAUCUUUGCAUUUAAUACUCUCUCUCUCAGUACUUUUAUAUAUAUAAAAAAUUACCAUGACAAAAACUGAGAUUGGAGCUUAAACUUAACAAAUAAAUCUACUGAGGAUUUUGAGCUUUACGUAUUAUAAAGCACCAUCACUGACAAUGGUGCACUUGCGGAGAUACAGUUAGUUACCAAUGAUGCACUUUUGGUGAUAAAGUUAGUUACUAAUGGUGCACUUUUGGUGAUAAAGUUAGUUACCAAUGAUGCACUUGCAGAUAUAAACAUAUGGUGUAUCACAAUUCUUAAAUUUGUGCAACAGAAUUUAAUGUGUAUAUACACAUUGGUGCUGUAAGGCUUUACCACGUUCCCCAAGUUUUCAUCUAAUAAA